ARCUAACCCCACCCAGAAGAUAAUCGGGCUGAAUGUCAGCUCUAAGCUGCUUAAGGCUCCAGCCUGGCUGGGCUGAAGAUGCUGGCAGCGUAAGCUUCUUUCUCCCACUCGACUCUACCUGCAGCAGAAUGCCGUCUCGUAUCUGCAGUGAGGCGUCGUCUCCUCGAGGUGGACCUCAGGGAUCCUGUUCUGGCUCCUAACCGAAGGGGAUCAGACUGGAGGCCUCACCUGAUAUCACCAACUCAGAUGGGACAGUUAGAGUUCAGGUCGACCGUCCUCUGACCUGCAGUUUCCGUGGGACACCUGAAGACGAGCGGUGGACACCUGAAGACGAGCGGUGGACACCUGAAGACAAGCGGUGGACACCUGAAGACGAGCAGUGGACACCAUGCCCACUCUUCCCAACCUCAACAGCCUGGGGAAGCUGUGCAGCUCCAGCCGGAGCCACAGCGUCAACCGCAUCAGCCGCGUCCGGGUCAAACGCAAGAGCUCCGUCAAGCGCAUGUCCAUCAUCGAGGACGGGCACGUGGCGGAGGUCCUGUACCUCAUCCCGAAGCAGUACAUGGAGCAGUUCCCCUUCGUCAACCCAAACGACUAUUARCUCAGCGAGAGGCUGAACGAUGCUUCUACAGUGGCUCACACACAGGACACACACCAGCACUCCACAGAGAAGCCCCUGAUUCACUGCUACAAGUGUAAGGAGCCAUGUCGGGGCGAGGUCCUCCGGGUGCAGAACAAGCACUUCCACCUGAAGUGCUUCACCUGUAAAGUGUGCGGCUGCGACCUCGCCCAGGGAGGGUUCUUCAUGAAGAAUGGAGAGUAUCUGUGCAUGCUGGAUUACCAGCGCAUGCACGGCACCCGCUGCAAUGGCUGCGGGGACUURGUGGAGGGAGAGGUCGUCACUGCCCUGGGCAAGACGUACCACCCUGCCUGCUUCGUCUGCACCGUCUGCAAACGACCGUUUCCUGCCGGGGACAGGGUGACCUUUAACGGGAAGGACUGUCUGUGUCAGUACUGCGUCGAGCCCAUGUCUCCGGGACCGAAGGACAUCCUGGGCUCCAGCAGUUGUGCAGGAUGCGGUCGAGACAUAAAGAACGGCCAGGCCCUCCUGGCUCUGGACAAGCAGUGGCAUCUGGGCUGCUUUAAGUGCAAAGCUUGCUGCAAAGUGCUGACCGGGGAGUACAUCAGCAAGGACGGCGCACCUUAUUGUGAAAAGGACUAUCAGAUCCAUUUUGGAGUUCAGUGUGAGGCGUGUCAUCAGUUCAUCACAGGGAAGGUGUUGGAGGCAGGAGAUAAGCACUACCAUCCCAGCUGUGCGAGAUGCAGCAGGUGCAAUCAGAUGUUCACAGAAGGCGAAGAGAUGUAUCUGCAAGGAUCCACAGUUUGGCAUCCCGGCUGCAAGAACACCACCAGAACAGAGGAGCGGCACAGAGAGCGGCCUACAAGGUCGUCGUCUGAGAGUAUUUGUUCCAGACCUGGUUCAAGCAUACCUGGCUCACCGGGUCACACCAUCUAUGCAAAAGUAGACAACGAGAUCCUGGACUACAGAGACCUAGCUGCCAUUCCAAAAGUCAAAGCCAUUUAUGACAUCGAGCGUCCCGAUCUGAUCACCUAUGAGCCCAUGUACACGACCUCCCUAGAGGAGAGAGAAGAGAGACAUGAGAGUGUGGCAGAGCUUCACGGCACCAGGAGGGAACGUUCCCCUCUGCCUGAUGAGAUGUCUUUAAGAAACAUGUCUCCAACUCCAGAGAGGCUCUGACAGGCAUGCAGAAGCUCUGCUCCUCCCUCUGCAGUAACAGUGUGGGCUCCAGAAAUAGUGACUCCCGUCCCACCUCCCCUUUCAGACACCACUUCCUGCCCCAUAGCCAAGGCGCCGACCCGCCGAGCGGCCGGAGCUCACCCCUCCCGCUCAGGCCCGAGAGCCGGCCGGUCACCCCGCCUCUCUGUCAGACCCCCAAACAUUUCCACGUCCCAGAUCAGGGGAUCAACAUCUACAGAAAACCGCCCAUCUACAAACAACACGGUUCAGAGGGGAGGAGGAGAUCUAGAGAAGAGGAGGAGGAAGAGGCUUUGAAAAAAAAGCAACUCCAGGAAGAACAUCUCAAUAAGAUUCAGUCUGGUUUAGGUAAACUCAUUCUGAAGGAGGAGAUGGAAAAAGAGCAGAUUAGAGAGCGUCACGCCCGUAGCCUCUCUGCUCAACGCUACGAUCCCAAAACGAGCAACUGUGAUGCAGAUCGAACAUCUCCAACAAAGACUAACUCUUUGCCCGGGUACAGAAGGAACGGGUUACAUCGGCCUCAGUCAACAGAUUUCACGCAGUACAACAGCUAUGGUGACAUGUGUGGGGGAGGCCGAGAGUUUCAGCACAUUAAGGAUGGCCGUGCAGCACUUACAAGGAUGGACAGGGGGGUAUCUAUGCCUAAUAUGUUGGAACCAAAAGUGUAUCCGUAUGAAAUGCUCAUGAUAACCAGUAGGGGGCGAGCUAAACUGCCAAGGGAUGUGGACAGAACCAGACUGGAGCGCCACUUAUCCCCCGAAACGUUCUUUGACAUCUUUGGAAUGGAGAUCCAGGAGUUUGACAGGCUUCCCCUGUGGAAACGCAACGACAUGAAAAAGAAAGCCAAGCUCUUCUAAAACCUUAUUUUUAUUUUUCUAAUUUUUCCGCAUGCGUUUUAUUCUCCUGUACAUACUGUAAGAUAGCACACAACAAUUGUAAUCUAGACGUAGGUUCUGGUUUCUUUUCUUGUUUUUCUUUUUGUUUGCGUUUUUUUUUACCCCAAAACACAAAUGGACUGUCUGCCAAGACAAUGGAUUGACCAAGUUUAUUCUCGCACAAGAAACAAUGAUGAAGUCUCCAAAAUGACAAAGAAUGAAGCUUAAUGAUGAGUAGAGUCAAAUGUUUUGAUUUGACUGCGCUUAUUUUACCUUCUGCUUUGCUUUAAGUGGAAUUGCUCCCUUUUCUUGCUUGUUUCUUCCUCUUAUUAUAUUAUUAUUAUUUGUUGCUGUUGAUUCCUGUGGAACUUUGUAAUUACAAUAGAACUUCUCGUUAUGAAUGCCUCCUCGCUUGAAGCUUGAGUGUGUGUCGGCUUUUCUUUUUCGCUUGGGCUGAAAGAGUUUUAGUCCAAAGUUUUUUUUAAAYAAUGGGCUCAGUGAGUCACGAGCAGUAGCUACAGCCUCCGAGGGGGGGGAAUCAGUCAGCCGGCCCACUAAUUGUUACUGGUUACCAACACGUCACCGGUCACAUCCAAACUUACAUCUGAACAGAAAAAAAAGUCUCUGUUUUCUCAGGCUCUCAUCACCACCGAUAACUUUCCCUUUACAUAUACUGAAAUUAGGAUUCUUCUAUUUUAGUGCUGAUCUACCCCUGCUCAAUCCAAGAAGCAACUGUAUUUAAAAGUAUUGUUUUUUUUUUAAAUGAAAACCCACACUGCCACUUGUUGUAUUGAAAUCUGAGACAAUAAAGCUUUAAAUGACCGUGAACCAUAARGACCCUCGGCUACACCAAACUUA
This is a messenger RNA of Austrofundulus limnaeus, 3510 nucleotides long. Its product is annotated as actin-binding LIM protein 1-like. Gene Ontology annotation, molecular function: actin filament binding. Lineage: Eukaryota; Metazoa; Chordata; Actinopteri; Cyprinodontiformes; Rivulidae. Gene Ontology annotation, cellular component: actin cytoskeleton; stress fiber. Gene Ontology annotation, biological process: cytoskeleton organization; cilium assembly; lamellipodium assembly. The record is from RefSeq and is a predicted model, not a curated record.